Trichobilharzia szidati is the source of this 3391-nucleotide messenger RNA. The record is from the annotation of a GenBank genome assembly. NCBI's taxonomy places the organism in Eukaryota, Metazoa, Platyhelminthes, Trematoda, Strigeidida, Schistosomatidae.
CACCACAAAUUAUCAUCGUACCAAAGCAAAUAACAGGAUUACACACUACCAAAGGCUAUAGACGAUGAUUAUAAAGCGAAAAGUAAGUGAUUGAGAGGAAGAGACAGAGAGAAUGAGAGAGGGUGGAAAAGGAAAUUGGAGACGUGAACUGGUUCACACACGCAUAUAAAUACACACACACACACACACAACCACAUUGCCUUAAUGUGUUUCACCCAAUUUUUUCCUCUUUACGUUUGGCCGAAAGCAAAAGGAUUCAGUAGAUUAGAAGAAGAACAAGAACAAGAGGAAGAACAAGUAGAAAAGGGGAAAAAAAUACACGAACUAACAUUCAAAGCAAAUAAAUACAUAAAAAGAAUGUGGCUCAGUCACAUACAUUCUUAUGUCGUGUUCCCGGCUCUGCGUCAAUAAUAAAUACACCUAAUUUAACUUGUGAAUAAACUUGAGAAUUUUCCCAAGAAUUAUUAUCAUUAUUAACCAGAGUAUUAUUCAGAUCCCUUCUGGCUUUUUUCUCUUCUCAAACUACCUCAUACAAUUACUUUAAAGAGAUUUAUACUAUUACAUCUGACAUUGUAAUUGUAAUAAUUAUUAUCAUAAAAUACCACUGAUAGUAAAUUGUAACAAAGAAACUGGAUGUACCAAAGUGAUUUACAGUUAGUAACCAAUUUCCUGACACUGAUAUCACAAGGGUGUAAAAGAAAAUUACAUGGAAUACUCAUUUAAUUGAACCUCAAUUUAUGACCUCAUCAUCAGUAAUUUGUGAACCAUUUAAUUCGGAUACUCAGUAUUCUGCAUUGUCAUCCAUCGAUCUGAAUACUACUAAUACUAUAACUGUGACGUCUAUUGAUAAUAUUACUGCUACAUGUGAUACUAUCACUCCGAAUACUGCUAUUACUAUCUACUACUACUUUUAUGAAUGAUGAGGAAAGUAGUAUGGUUCAUGAAGAUAACAAUUCCCCUGUACGAUGUAAAUCACUAGAGACAAAAUUACCUGAAAAAUAUCAAACAAAUUCAUCUACAAAGAAACGUCAUCGAAGUACACUUGAAAAUCAGUGGAAUCGUUCAACUUCAUUAAAUUCUUUAACAAAUUUAAAAUUACAUAAUACAAAAACCCCACUAACCUUAUCAUUUAAUGGAGAACAAAGGCAACACGAAGAGUUUGAUAUUAUUUCAAAGAAACGAAAAACUACUGAAAAUACAGUUAUUCACACUGAUUCAAACGAUUCAGAGCAAGCAGUUUACAAUCAUGAGCUUAAAACUUUCGAAUAUGGCAGUGUUUAUGAUUAUCCUCAACCGAAACCUAUAAAUUAUCAUCAUCAUCAUGAACGACAGCAAAAGAAUCGACAGAUAAGCACGAAUGAAAACUUUGGUGAAAUUAAUUCCUCCUGUGAACAAGUGGAAAAUAAGGAAGCCUUUAAUGAAACACACCACAAUCGAAUUCAACUGAAACAUUUAUCUUCCCCUUCUUCAUCAUCAUCUUCAGUAUUAUCACUCAGAAAGAAUUAUUCAAAUGAAAAUCAAAUAAAUGCAUUGAAUGAUUCAACAAAUGACACUUGCAGUAAUAAUCCUGAAGAUGAAGGAGAUAAUGAAUUGUCAUCAGCCUCUGAGCUUACUACAGCUGCUUACAAUAAUUUUGUACGUCGAGUAGUUGACGAUACAUUGGAUCGAACGGUUACAUUUUGUGAACAACCAAGACAUGCUAUUACAGCCUUAGAAAAUAUAUGUACAAGAGCAUGGCCUCAGCUGGAAGUGAAACGUCAUCGUAAUAGAAUACGUGCUUAUCUCAAAGCCUGCAGGCGUAAUUCAAAAAAGAAUAAAGGUCAGAUCAAUAUGAAAGAACCACCAGCAAAUGGUUUAUCAAUCGAAGCUAGACAACUUGUAUCUAAAGCAUUAUUGUUAGUAGCAGAUGAUUUAGACUACUUAAAACAGGCAAUGCAGGCAGAAAGGACAAAAAAUAAAUCAAUAUUCUCUACAAAGAUGGAUGGCUCACGUGAAAAAUCCUAUUUCACAGGCACCAAUAGUAAUCAUAGCAAUACAAGAUCACCGAAUCAUUCAUUGAAAAUGGAUUUAUCAAACCCUUCCGAUUUUGGAGAUGUAUACAGUCAAAAACAUGAUCUGCCUACUUUAUUAGAAAAUAGUAAUAACAGUAGUAAUGAGAAAUUAAAAUCUAACAAAAAUCUUUGGAAUACACCACACAAUUUACUCAGUGACAUAAUGACUAAUAGUAGUACAUCAGCAUUCCCAUUUACUGAUCCAUUGCUAUGGUCUAAUUCAUUAUUACAGAAUACAAAUUUAGAUUCAAAUUAUCUAGCAGCAGCUGCUGCAGCCCUGGCUGCUGUUAAUCCUGCCAAUAUAUUGAAACUGCUCCCUGCAGCGUUACAAUUAAACAACCAUAACAAUUCACUGAAUUUAUCAUCAUUUAACUCCAACACUAAUAGAUCAAAUAAUAAUAAUAAUGAAAAUAGUAAUAACCUAGGCACGAACAACCAUCAUGAAGGAAAACAUGAUAAGACAACACAUGAACGACAUCCUACGCGAAAAUUAUCACAUACAUGGUGUGACGAUGAAUUUACAAAUAAUCAACAUCAGAUGAGCAACUGUAGUGUUAAUAAUGAUAAUAACAAUAAUAAUAACAAUUCUACAAGUCCUAAUUUAAGUGAAAAUAAAAGCUUCUCAUCAGAUUCACAUUUCAGUGUAGGAUUAGAAACGAGUAAACAUUCGAGUUUCAAUAAUUUUGGUGGUGGUUCAUACUUAUCAGAUUGUUUUAACAAUAAUGAUGCUGCCUAUUGUUCACCGCCUCCAGCACAUACCAGUUCAAUUCAGUAUAGUCCAACAAUUAAUCAAGCUUUGGACAGGCUAACAGAUACAGGACUAUUAACUCAUGAUGAUGUUGAAUUUUUCUUACAAAAUCCAGAAGUCACAAAAGCAGCCAUCAAACAAGCUCGUUGUCAAUCUUAUCUAAUUUUAAAGAAGAUUGAAAUUGUUGAAAAUCAGAUCAAAUCUUCAUUGAACAGUUCAAAAAUAAUGCCUCUAAACUUGUCUUAGCUACAUAUGCAUGCAAAGGUUAUUAUACAUACAUAGGGUAUACUUGUUUACUGAACUCCCUCGAAGUUUAUUUGAAAAAAACAUGUAAAAAUAAAGAAGUAACACGCUUAUGUCAGCAUUAAUGUAUUAGGACACCAAACAACAACAACAACAACAACAAAAACAACAAUAAUCAUGAGAAGCAAAUUAGAAACUGUGAUUGUUUCACUAGUCACUCAGUUAUUUGUUUUCAGUAUACUACUUUUGAAAAAUAACAAUCAUAUAUUAUUAAUAACCAAAAAAUUGUUUAAUGUGUAUAUUGGUUGCUCAUUGGUUAUUAAAUUGUUAUUUAGCAUAUUGAACAAUU